Molecule: messenger RNA, 740 nt
Organism: Macaca mulatta (Rhesus monkey)
Lineage: Eukaryota; Metazoa; Chordata; Mammalia; Primates; Cercopithecidae
Source: RefSeq, a predicted model, not a curated record
AGAGAAAUCAGGAGGCCUAGGGUAGGCUACUGUUGCUCUAGGGUGUCAGAGAUUAGGAAAAAAUCAAGAGCAGCUCUGAGUUACUGUUGAUCUAGCAUGGCAGAGUUCAGCAAAGAAGAGGAAGGCACUAGACGGUACCAUUGUGCUGAGAUAGAAAAUGUCCCUAAAGAAAUUAAGGAGGCUAUAGGCUACUAUUGCUCUAAGAUGGCAGAGCUUACCCAGGAGCCAAAAACGGAUGUAGGUGUCCGUUGCUAUACUCUCGCAGAAGACACCGAAGAGGAAGGAGAAGGUAGUUCAGACAUGCCUGGACCAUCCACAACCACAGGCGAAGAAAAUCCCAGCAUGAAAGGGAGGAAGAGAACUACUUGUGAAGCUAAAGAUGGUGGAAACGAUGAAUUGCUGAAAGCAGCAAAGAAGAUAAGAACAUUCAUUCAGCAGAAUUCAGAGAGACGUAAAGCGGGCCAAAAGUCAAAAGUAAUAGUUUUCUAUCAGAAGAAUACUAAAAACGGGCGUGAAAAUAAACCAAAUGAGGAUGAAGAGAGUCAGGUGGAAUCCCCCACCUCAAGUGAUGAGGGCCCAUCAUCCCCCACCUCAAGUGAUGCUGAGAGCCCCUUGGAAGACCAAGACUUGUCUCGUCUCUAGGUUAACCUCUAGAAAUGAUCUCCUGUGCAGAGAAACGAAAUACUGCACCAGGAUUCUUGGAUGUUGAUGAUUAAAAUUCAACCAAAAGAUUCUGAAAA